Molecule: messenger RNA, 2508 nt
Organism: Xenia sp. Carnegie-2017
Lineage: Eukaryota; Metazoa; Cnidaria; Anthozoa; Malacalcyonacea; Xeniidae
Exons: 2
Coding region: 282-2390 (702 amino acids)
Source: RefSeq, a predicted model, not a curated record
AGUCUAAAUUUCGUACACAACAAUAUUUUCUUUGGAAAAAUAUAAGAUCUAGUCUACGAAAGUCAUUCUUUGGGUUGAAUGUUAGAUUCCAUGCUUAGUAUCGGUUUGAAAUCAGCAUUUAUCAUUUUGCUUCCCGACACGUGCGAUUCAGGAAGUUAGAGUUCUUGUAUAGAAAUUUCAAUUUCGUUUUACUCUCUCGACUACUGUCUAUCUUGUUUUGGUCAUGUGGGGAAAUGGAAACGAUUGGAUUUACCUUUAAAUGGUUGGAAAGUUUUUGAUUAAUGAUGUCCAGUAAUCAGUUCCAAUCUACAGACUCCAGUCAUGAGUUUUUUGAUAAUAUUGGCAUGUCAGGGUCAAAUACUGGACAUUCACAAAACUAUGGUGGAGUUACUGAGAACUCAGGUUUCAACAACCAGUUACAGUUCCAUCAACUAGACUCAACUGGAUCUCAACAAAUGGUGGCAAGUUCUACCGCUAAAUAUUUUCAGCCCAGACCAAGCCAAGGAUAUAGUUCACCUAACCAAAACAUGGUACCAAGUAGUACUCUAUCCUUAUCCAGCAGGAUUGAGCAACAAGGUGCAGUAUCAACGGCUCAACUUUUCCAGCCAUAUCCUUCCACGGCUUCUGCAUUCUUUAAUGACAAUGGUGUUCAACAGGAUGCAACACAUACAAAUGAUAUUAUUUUGAAAAAGUCACCACAACAUGAGAACAAUGAUACUGCACAGCUUUUCCCAUCUGAUCAGAAAACUAAAUAUGGUGGACCUAAGUUUGAUCGACAUGGUCAUCAAACUUUCAAUCCGUCUGAACAAGCUACGCAGAUUUUUCAACCUCAGCUUACUACCAAUGAUAACUUAAAAUUACCUGGUUCUGCUACACAAGAGUUUCAAGGAUCUGUUGAUUCAGCAACAAGCAUCAUUCAGCAGCCAUCAGUUCAUUCAAAAAUCCCAUUUUAUGAGGUGCCAAAAUCUGAUGCUGCUAACCAUUUUGGUUUUCAUGACCAUUCAACGAUUAAUGGGAAUUCUGCUCAAGAAUCAUAUCCUUCAAUGAAUGCAUUUGAACAACAUGGACAUCAAGGAGACUUACCAACUCAUGUAGUAAAUGGGCCUGCACAGUAUUUCCAACCUCAAACUAACAUGAACCAAUUUGCAGAGCAGCUACAGUACCACAAACAAAACUUUGCUUUCAAUGAUGAAGGUCAGACCAAGGAAGAAGUGCCGAAUGUUUCAACUCAAACAGCGACUUUAUUUUCAUCAAAUUCGCAUGGUAAUGCUUUUGAUGAACUUGGGCCAAAUCAGUAUGAUUUAUCAACAAAUAGCUCACUAACGAACCCCCCUCAAAGUGUGGGAAACAAGGAUCAUUUACAACCAAGUUUUUCUUACUCUAGUUACAAUCCUAGUCAUCAUAUAUCUAAUACAUCUGUUAGUGGUUUUUCUCAUCCCAGCGAUGGACAAGUAUUAACUAGUGGUGUAUUUGAACAGACAAAUGUCCCACAAGUAACGCAGAACUCAAGCGACCAUGCUGAUUAUUAUUCGUCAGAAAGAUAUAGACUGUCGGGGGAUGUCGAGGGCAAAAACCAGUCAGUCACAGAUGAAAAUGCCUAUGUGGGUUCAACCUCAGCUUCUAAUACACCUGUGUCCCAGGCCCCCUAUGACAAUGUGCAGGGCUUGGACAUUGUGAGGACAACUGAACGAUCUUCUACCGAAACACGCAAAGAUAAUGAAGGUUAUAGACAUACAGCUUCAAAUCUCUACCCUCCAUCAUUAGGUCCAGAAAGUGAACCACAAUUUGAAUCAUCUACAUCACUAUACCCUCCAGGAUUGAACUCAGCUAUUCCUAUGAAUCACGGCGAGUCCCUUUACCCGCCAGGAAUGGAUUUAACUGAGUCAACCCUACCCCCGGCACAAGACAUGUAUCCAGAUCACACUUCAUCAUCAAGUAUGGUCAGUGCGUCAAACUCCGGUACAGAUCUACAAUCGAACUCAAAGUUUAAUCAAAAUCACGAGGCAGAACCCGAUUCAAAAGAUUCUCAGGCUGAAGAGCAGAGAUCAUUAAGUCAAGAUGUUUUAGAGCGUCCUGAUACAUCCACCUCUAACAUUUCUGGUAUUUCAACCGUACAUGAAAAUUUAUCUUCCACUGAACAAAAUCUUUUAUCGCCGAGUACAUUUAUGCAACAAACACAAAAUCCAAAACAGUCCUUGGAUGUCCAUGCUGAACCCCGUACAACCCAAACAGGCAGUUCACCUGUUAUUAGUCAACCGGCAGAAUCCAAAUCAAUGAUAAAUGACGUGGCUUUAGAUAAUCGAGGUGUGACCCACCACCAAAUCCCACCACAUUCUCACCUGUUGUCCUUAGUUCCGAGCAGCCUACAACAGAACGAAGCACGCUUCUAGCCAAAGAUAAUAGACCAAAUUCAUCAGCAUUCACCCCAAUACAUACAAACCUUCCCUUGCACCAUGCAGUACGAUCAAAUCUCGAAUCUCCAUUGCGUUCUCCCGUAGAAAAGGAGAA